AGGGUCGGAGAGGGAGAGGCCGGGGGACGGGGGAAGAGGGAAAACGAAAGAAAGGGUGGGCACAAAAGAGCAGGAGAGCGAGGGAAGUCCCUGUAUCUUCUCCCUCGCCAGUUGUCUGUUGCUCCACUUUAGACACGUACACGGUUUCAUCAGGGGCGUGCAUCAGACUGUCACACAGUCGGCACCCAGGAUAUUAAGCUUUCGCGUCCCUCCUGGCCUGGGUAGGGACCUGCUCGUGAUCAGGGGAAAGGUGGAAGCCUACGGAAAGAAGGACCAGCCCAAGGAGGAGCGCUCAUCUCUCCAACCCCGUCUGAAAGCGCUCAGUCUCUCUCCUUCUCUCUCUCUCUCUCUCUCUCUCGCUAUCUCUCGGUUUCUUCCUUCCCUUUCCCACACCAAGGGAAGUCGUGUGAAAUCGGGACACUUGUAGAGGGCGGCGGUCUUAAGCUGGAGUCUGAGCUUUUCAGAGUCUCUAUUUUUCUCACCACCUGCUGAGAAUGACUCUUUUCUAAUGAAGUAUUUUGGGGAAAAAAAAAGACAAGAAAAAAACUACAAAAAAGAGCGAGCAAAGAACUAUUUUCUGAUCUACUUUAAAGGAUAUGAAAACUAUUUCAUCAGAAAAAAGAAAUAUAUAAUUACUGGUAAUCUGUUAUUGAGUGACAAUUGGGUGGACUCGUGUUGUUUCUUUUUGUUUGCUUCAUUUGCUAGAACUCACAAGUUCAUAGCACAUAAACACACACACACUCAUGCGUGUGUGCACACACACACACACACACACACACACACACAGUGUCUCAAGCAAUGGCACAGAAGAGCAACAAAGAGACACAGAUUAUGCUAGACGAGGAGAAGCGAGAGGGGGCACAUUCAGAAAAGGGAGCAGAGAACCAGUAAAACAUUUCAGCAGAGCUGGUUGGUGGGGGGUGCUCAGCCCUCGGACCCAUAGCUGCCCUGGUCCACAUGUUCCACAGCCUGGCACAUCGUGCCCCACUCCCUAUGCCCCAUACCCAUCUCUGAGCCUGGGCAGAGUCAAACCAGGGCAGGUAGAAGGUAGGAAGGGGCAAGCCAGAUUCAGAAAGAGGGCGCUAUGGAUCAAGCCAGCUGUCAUCCAUGAUUCUUUGCUACUGCUGUUGGGUUCGUGUUAUUUCUUUUUACUUGGAUUUCUCGUUUCCCUCUAAGAACACGUUAACGAGCGCCGCUGUGUCCGCGCAGGCGAUCUGGUUCAGCUCUGUACGCCUGCUGUCUUCUAGUGUGUGAGAGUAAUUUGUAUGAAUUUGGCUAAUUCUACACUCUGGAUGUUGUAGCUUCCAAUACAACAGAGUUUGGGAUGCAGUCUUGGAAAUCCGGGGCUGUUCCAGAUGGCUGUGGAACGCAGGGGGAAGCCAACCAUGUUUUUCUGAGAGCUUUGGCAAGUGGGAGAAGUCUAGGUUAGGCAGUGUGACAAGUGUUCACACGUCCCACCUAUGCUGGUACCGUGCAACUCUGUAGGAACACAUAGACACUGCAGUGGUUCAGCUGAAUCUCAAACAACUGAAGUGAACUGGAGACUUUCUGUGCCUACUUGGCUUUUAUAAUGUCGCUGCCAACUGCUGAUUUGUUGCAUAGAUGAGGUCUUUGCCAUAUCUGUAGCACUGAUUGGAUAUUUGAUUAGCCAAUAAGAAAUGGUGGUAGAGAGGGCAAAAACCAAAAAGCAGACUGUGGACAUGAAGCUGCAGUGACUCUCUGGGCCACCAGGACAAGCUCCUGCCUACGCUAUGUCAAGUACACUCAUAAAGAAAUAUUUUGUGUGUGUGUGUGUAUGUGUGUCUGUGUGUGUUCUUUAGGUGUUCCAGACAUGCUUCCCCUCUAAAACACAGCCUGCAUACAAAUAUCAUUUAGAAAGGAGAACACACACACAAGCACACACACGACACACACACCGCAAUGCUGCAGUUUGGUGACUUGAUCUUUUAAAAAUCAUUUUUAUUAUGCCAGCUUCAUGUAGAAUCUGCAUUUUACAGAAUACACACACAUGCACACACACAAACUGCCUCGAUGCCUUUUUGAGUUUUUAUGUUACAAUUGGCCACUCUUAUUGGUUCACUUUAGCAAAUCAUAAAACUGUCUAGUUUUUCAGUUGUUUAUUUGUUUUUAUAAAUAGAUACUCAUACAGCGUUAAAACACACUUUGGGGGAAUAACGUGAGCAGUUGACGUCUGCUGAACAGCUUAACGAAAUGAAGUUCUAAAACGACUACAUUUAGAACAAUGUGACUGGCUUUGUCACAUUGUUUUCCUCUGUGGAUAUCUCCUGCCUUUUGGUCCUCUCUCUCCCUCCCUCUCUCUCUCCCUCUGUCUCUCUCACUCGCUCUCUCUCUCUCUCUCUCUCUCUCUCUCUCUCUCUCUCUCUGUCCCUUCACUCUUUCUCCUCUGUCCUUCUCCUUGGUGUGCGUGUAAUGCAAGAAUGUCUGUGCCGUAACCAAACCUUCCCAUUAUCUACACACACAUAUACAUGUUAUGCACAUUUAAUUAACAGACUUUGUUCAAAAACAAACAAACAAAACAAAAAAAACAUACAUUGACCCGGUGGACAUCUUUAUGAUUAAGAGAAAUAUCACUAUUGUAUAUUUUUAUACAAUGUUCACUUUCUGACACUUGAUUUGCUUCCAGUGAGCUGCUUCGUAUUCUCUUCUCAGACGUUUUUGACCCGUGUGAGUGAAAGUUGCCUACGGUCGUUCUGCACACUGUUAAGGGUUUUAAUAUUUAGACUCAGCUGUCGUGGACCACGUGAGGUCGGUGCGUGGUGAAAGCGAAUCAGAAAUCGAAUAUAAAAUAUAUAUCUUCGCUGUUUACAUUUCAUGGCGUUUUCAGUGAUUCACAUUGUAGUUUGUGUUUCCUUAUGGUCGCGUGUAUUCACGCGUGUCCAGGUGACCCACGCGGGCGCUGGGACUCUUGAGUGGGUUGGCAAAGCACAAGAAGGUGCGCGCGGGGGACAUUGCUGGCCUUCUCCGGGCGGCUCGUGCGCUCCUGCCGUCCUUUUCUAACAGUGUCGAGCUCAGCCCCGAGGAUGAAGAUGGCGAUUUUGGGUGCGAAUAGCCUUGCGCUACGCCAAGCGGAUAUAUUUAUUGAGCCUAUUGUGAAGAAUCGUUCUGGGUUGUUUGUUUUUUUCAUGGAGAGUCAUUGUGAAUCACUCGUAGUCUGACCACCGAGUGUUGAGACGGAGCUGGAUGUGAGCUCUGCGUGUUUCCUCGGAUGUGAAGUCAGCCAGCAAUGUUUGAAAUGAUCGGCUCCAUAUUUACAUAGAUGUUCUUUGCUCCGCCAUCCGUCAGUGCAAGCAAGUAAAUAAAUGAUAUACAACAGACUUCACAAAAAUUGGAAGUAAACCGUUGAAAAAAAACGGGAAAACCGCUGCACAAAUAUGGCUUUUACAGACAUGAAUUAUUGCUAGUCCUGGAUCGAUGUACCAUGAUCUUACCUUGAAUUAGGACACAAGUAAGUUCAGGCUUUAUCAGUGUCCAGGAAACAAACUGGUAACCUAGUGUGUCGGGUCGUCCCGGUUUGUCCAAUUCCCGAUGUGCUCUUGCCUCAACAGAUCUCAACUGGUAAAUCCCACCUUUCUAGAAAUUACUUGUAUCGGUUUGUAUCUGAAACACACCUGCCUCGCUCAAACCGGAGGACACGAUCGUAACUGAGAUAAUAACUCAGAUCUACUUCCGGCUCCAAAGUUGUUAUAAUAUCAGAAAAAAAAGUAGUGGUUUUCUAUAGGGGAUCGUAAAGUUACAAUCAGUACAUUUAGGAAUAGGAAACAUUUUUGACUGUUAAGGUUGCUGUAUGACGUUUUAGGUGUUUUUUUUAACAGAUUAAACAUUUUACAGAAAACGGCACAUUAUUUCUUCAAUGUAGAUGGCCAUUCAUUUAAGAUCUCCAGUGUUUUAUUAAUAUGGAUAAAUGGAGUAAGAAAAUGCUGUUUAGUUCCAAAACAUACUGAUUGAAGCUUCAGAUAGCGCUUUGUCGCUUUGGGUAUUGUUGAGGACUUGAAAGAUUAAAUCGAGAUCAUGUAAGUGUUGGCUACAAAUCUGCCGAAGUGCUCGGCCAUUGGGCGCACGCACACACGUCACUCUCAACGUCCUUCGCACAGAUGUGAACCAGGUGGAUAGAUGUUAGUUCAUCUGUUCUUUUGUUUUUUACUCUUCAUACUCAAAACGGUAUUUUUAUUUCAGGGAAUUAUGCAUGGCAUUUACCAUAAUUUAAUUAAUUUAUGUCAGUUUAUUUAUUUGUUCUGAAUUCUUUUUGUCAACAGAAAAAUAAAGAAACAUAUUUGAAAAAGCUCUCAAAUAAUUUGUGUUCAGUGAUGGUGAGUCUUUAUCUGGUUGAUUUACUAAAGUACUUUACAAUCCGUUGAAUUUAUAGCGAUUAAUUUUCCUAUAAGAAAUGUUAAACAAUUCUAGGCUACUGUCUAAGUCACUCUUGCGAUCUUCAAAAAGUCUUGUGUUUUGUUAAGUGCAGCGAAAAGCUAUUUACAGCACUUCACCAUUAUUGCAAAAAAUCUCCAGUUCCGCCCGCAUGUGCGCUGUCCAGUCCCGUGGUGCUGAACGGAGGCACAGACGUUUGCAGUGUGAGGUAUAAUGGCUGGAUUCUAUAAAAAGGUGAGACGGAUUUUGACUGAUACCUCGCUGCGCCUAUAGGAUUGCAGCAACGGCAGCCGGUUAACACGUUCAACCACUUGAAUCACUUGCUGGGUGGGUGCACAUGCAGGACAAUGUUGUAGCCGAAAAAAAGCUGAAAGUGCUAAAUCUUUAGCACCGGAUGUUCUUUUUACGGGAUUUCACGAUGCGAUGGUGAAAGCAUGAAGUGUGCGGAGGGUCUGAGGCGCUGUGAAGCAAGUCUGCCCUCGGAUUAGCCACCACUUAUGCUAGUUCGGAUCCGCCAGCUGCGGCUUUUGCGUCCCGACUGGCGCUCUGCGGCAUGUGACCGCCAGUCCAACCUGCUAGCAGCGGGGCUGAGAAAAGCCGGCUCGCCCCUAUGGAUCUGACUCAUGGAUGCCUUCGGUACCCCCUUUAACAGCAGCCCAGACCGCAGGGGCCACGAUGCCGAGAGACAAGGGCUGGAUGCAGACUCGGAGCCUGCCGCCUGGUCCGGGACUCUCAACCCCCUGGACUGCUUUGCGGCGGCCCCCAUGGGAUCUGCUACGGCCGGCUUCUGGACGGCUGUGUUCGACUACGAUGCGAACUCUGAGGACGAGCUGAGUCUUCGGAAGGGCGACCGGGUGGAAGUCCUGUCCAAAGACUCGCUGGUGUCAGGAGACGAGGGAUGGUGGACGGGAAUGAUCGAAGACCGUGUCGGUAUUUUCCCCAGUAACUACGUUAGCAGCGGUAAUGGCAUCUCAGAGAAGAUCCAGAACACACCAGAUAAGGACUACUCCGUAGCUCAGCUGCACCUGCUGGAGAUUGACUUUGGCGAGCUCGUUCUGGAGGAGAUGAUCGGUGUGGGUGGCUUCGGGAAGGUCUACCGGGCCGUGUGGCAGGGGCUGGAGGUCGCGGUGAAGGCAGCCCGCCGUGACCCGGACGAGGACGCGGCGCAGACCCUAGAGAGCGUGCGGCAGGAGGCCAAGCUCUUCGCCAUGCUGUGCCACCCCAACAUCAUGGCACUUCUGGGCGUGUGCCUGCGCGAGCCCAACCUGUGCCUGGUGAUGGAGUACGCCCGGGGAGGGCCGCUGAACCGGGCGCUGGCAGGGAAGCGUAUCCCUCCGCACACACUGGUGGACUGGGCUGUGCAGAUCGCCCGUGCCAUGCACUACCUCCACUGUCAGGCUAUCGUUCCCAUCAUACACAGAGACCUCAAAUCCAGCAACAUCCUGAUUCUGCAGCGGGUAGAGAAUGAGGAUUUGAGUAAUAAGACUCUCAAGAUCACGGAUUUUGGCUUGGCGAGAGAGUGGCACCGAACCACUAAGAUGAGUGCGGCAGGCACGUACGCGUGGAUGGCGCCGGAGGUCAUUCGCUCCUCCACCUUCUCCAAGGGCAGCGAUGUCUGGAGUUACGGGGUGCUCUUGUGGGAGUUGUUAACAGGUGAGGUGCCAUUCCGUGGCAUCGAUGCCCUGGCAGUGGCAUACGGAGUGGCCAUGAAUAAGCUGGCAUUGCCGAUCCCGUCCACGUGUCCCGAACCUUUCACCCACCUCAUGGAAGACUGCUGGAACACGGAGCCCCACUCACGGCCAUCUUUCUCCGGCAUCCUGGAUCAGCUCACCGCCAUCGAGGAGUCCGGCUUCUUUGAGAUGCCCGCCGAGUCUUUCCACUCGCUGCAGGAUGACUGGAAGCUGGAGAUCCAGGAAAUGUUUGACCAGCUGAGGGCCAAAGAGAAGGAGUUGAGGUCAUGGGAGGAGGAGCUCAGCCGUGCUGCACUUCAGCAGAAGUGUCAGGAGGAGGCGCUGCGGAGGCGCGAGCAGGAGCUGGCCGAGCGGGAGAUCCACAUCCUGGAGCGGGAGCUCAAUGUCAUCAUCCACCAGCUGUACCAGGAGACACCACGGGUGGAGCACCGGCACGGCAAGUUCCGGCGGAGCAGACUCAAGCUGCGGGACGGCAACCGCAUCAGCCUACCCUCGGAUUUUCAGCAUAAGAUCACGGUGCAAGCCUCUCCAAAUCUUGACCGAAGGCGGAGUCUGCUGGGCAGUAGCUCCACCCCUCCAUCCAGCCCUCCUGUUUUGCCCCGCCUCCGUGCUAUACAGUUGGCCCCUGGGGUCAGAGGUCAGGGUUGGAGCCGUAAUGCCGCAUUCCAGCUUGACGAGGAGGAGGAAAGGAAGAGUUCUCGCAAGAAGGGCAGAGCACGUGGAACAGGACCACUCAGGGAACACAGCGCUGAUGAAAGUUUAACGACUCCGAAGGAGGGAAGUAGGCAGCGUUCCUGCAGCGCUCCCAACCUCCGUCGCUCCCCCCGACACAGCCCUGCCGUGCCCGGAGUGCCCUGCCUCCCAGAGACCGAAAAUGAAGAUUGCUGUUAUCCAUCUGAGGCCCCCAACUCGCCCAGCCUGUCCUACCUCUGCAUCCCCUUCCACAGAGAAGGGUCUGUUUCCGACGGUUACGGCACAGAGAGCAGUGCAAUUGGCCAUGGCCCUGACUCCUCCCCCAUUUGCUCCAGGCGGAGCCCCGGCGGGAGUCGAAGGUCAGAGCUGGUGCUGCUGGGCUGUGGUGCUGUGCUGGCAGUCGUGGGGCUGGGCAGCAACCUGCUGGAGGUGAGCAGGGUGGAGGAGAGCAUCCGCCCACGCUGGGAGGGGCUUUUUCAUCGAGGGGGCGGGCAGAGGCAGAGCACCAGCCCGCCCACCCGGAAAGCGUCCAAACGGGACAGCCCCUUGAGGCCGCCACCCCUCCCCUCCUCCCUCACCCUCCUAUCGCUGUCGUCCGUGUCGGACUGUAACUCCACCCGCUCUCUCUUGCGCUCCGACAGCGAGGAGCUCCUGGUGCUCCGCCCACCGCCGCCCCCGCCGCCGCUGGAGCCGCCCGUCAACCCGCUCGUCAACACCCAUCUGGAGAGUUUCAAACGCAACCCACGGCAGUCGCUCACGCCCACGCAUGUGCCUUCGGCACCCAGCACCACCCGCACCUUGCAUCGCACACCCUCUGACGGGGCGAUAAAGAAGCGCUGCCCGACAAACCACACCCACCCCAACCACCACCCACUGGCUGCCAAAACAACGCAGGAGCACACAGUGAGUCCAUGGCCUGUGAGGGAAGAGUCCAUGGAAGUGCCCCGACUGCCUGACCCCAACCUCGUCUUCCCGCCCACCCCGCGCCGCCGUUGCCAACCAGAGCGUCCCAAAACACUUGACUUCCUCGCCAGGCCCCGCCCCUCUCCUCGAGCCCGCUGCGAGGCCCAAUGGGGUGACUCCCCAGCUCCACCCUCCAGCACAGAAACCCCAUCCACAGUAGAGUUUGGAGGGGGUGUGGCUGUCCUGCCGACUCCGAUGGAACAGCCAACCCUGUCCUCUCCUUGGGUGAAUGACAGUCUCCUGGACCAACAGGAUGAGGGCCAGUGCAGGGACGGCACCCAGCUCCUCAAAUUAGAUCCCAUUCUACCCAGAGACUCGCCCCGCAGAGCGCGCCCUGGGUUCUGGUCCUGACUGAACUCGCUGUCCUGAGUGGAAUCGAAUCCAACCUACUGUGCCAUCUGUUUGAGGCUUAUACCCCAUCUCUCACGCAGCCCACUAUUGCAAAACAGAGACGGGGAGUGUCCAUUGUGCUCCACCUGAAGCAGUUAGAGGUCAGACCCAACUCUCAAAUAUAACUAGUGUUCUACUUAAAUCAGAGGGGAACCUGCACGUAACCCAACAAACCCAGUGUUAGGUUUAAAAGCAAGUCCACUCCCUGUAUACAGGCCUUUCUCCUGCCUGACUGCAACACCUCUCUCUGCUAACCUAACCCAGCUUGAUUGCAUGGGUGUUCCGGCUUCCUCUGCACCCGGGGAUAAUGUUCCGGUCCAAUUCGGCUCCACCCCAGGAUUCCGGAAAGGUUCAGAGAGCUGCUCGUGAUGCACAAACGAGACCAGAACACUAGCGCUGCAUAUUUUAGCUCUCUUUCUAAUGGACUACAGAAAGGAUCCCUAUGCAUUGAAGUACACCAUGUGUUGCUUCCCAACCAUGGUGAUGUAACCUCAAAAUUGUACAUUUAUAUACUGUUUAAAUCUUGUCUUAGGUAGGAUCCAGUGCUUUGGUUCUAUGUGAUAGAGCAACCCUAGGCUUUCUUACCAGUUGCUCUCUGUAUGUGGAGGGGGGGUCUCCCUCUUCACAGCAUGUCAUUAUGGCACAUGAAAGAAAUGCUCGUAAAUACUCUACACUGGAUCGCCCUGCUGGAGGAUGGGCGUGUGUGGGCUCCAAAGUCCCUCCCCAUCUCCGGAGAGACAGUGGCCUGGCGGGUUCAGCGCAGAGGCAUGAAGCAACUCUGAAACCUUUUAGAAUUCCAACAUUUUAUUUCGACCAUGUAUAUUUGCGUGUAUACAAAGUGCUCUUUUUUUUCCUUCAGCCUUCUGAGUGCAAAGCAGGUCAUGUGCUUCUGCAGAAGGGCGGAGUUUUGGUUAGAAAAUGGUAUGUAAUGAUCGCAGUAGCACGAGAAGUACCGAUGUUUCACUUUAUUUUUGCUGUUUUCCCACUGUGAUUAAUCCUUUCUUCACCGAGUCUUAGCUGACAAGCAAACAUAUCUAAUCUAAAAACUCAUUUAAUCAUCAGCAUUUUAUACUUCGGUACAGUUCACUGAUGAUCUAGUAGAAUUACAACCGUUAUCAUAACAGAACAGUAAUCACACGGUAUAUUUCUGUAGUAUAACAACACUUUGGUGUUGUGCCAAAGAAAGAGGCAGUCAUGUACAUCCAGAAUGGCUUCAUAAGAGAAAUGUUUUCACCACUCUGUAAAUAUCUGUAAAUAUCUCACAAAUUUGCAACAAGCAAGGUAAAAAGAUGCAAUCUGACAAAAAGCUAAUAUAUUAUUGCUAUGGUAAC
Electrophorus electricus (electric eel) is the source of this 9454-nucleotide messenger RNA. RefSeq names its product mitogen-activated protein kinase kinase kinase 9 (gene map3k9). Gene Ontology annotation, molecular function: JUN kinase kinase kinase activity; ATP binding; protein binding. Gene Ontology annotation, biological process: protein phosphorylation. NCBI's taxonomy places the organism in Eukaryota, Metazoa, Chordata, Actinopteri, Gymnotiformes, Gymnotidae. The record is from RefSeq and is a predicted model, not a curated record.